AUGUCUAUAUGGCAAGAAAAAUGCAUUCUGGAUUAUCAUAUUUAAGUAUAUAAUAUUUAAUGAAGUAAUAAAUAAAAUUAGAUGCAUUAGAAGAGCUAUAUUAGAAAUAUAAAUAAAAUGAAAGACGAAUUUCAAAAUAAAAUUAAAAAUAUGAAAAAAGAAAGAAAUAUAAAAAUAAGAAGAAGAAAAAGAAAAGUAGUAGUAGUAGUAGUAGCUCAUCAUCUACUAGUUCAAAUUUUUAGAAAAUUACUAGUUCAAGUGAAUCUGAUAGUCUUCCUUCUUUACCUUCAAAUUUUAAAUAAAAUAAAAAACAUGAAAAAUAUUAGACCAAAAUUUUAGAUUUUACUUUUGAUAUUAAUCCACCUAAAGGUAAUUAUUUGAUAGAAUAUGAAUUGAAUGGAUAAAAGAAAAUGACUUGUAUGUAAAAUUUGAAUGAAAAAAUAUAAAAACUAAAUAUCUAAUCACAAUAAAUAUAAAAUGAUGAUGAUAAAAAUGAAAUGAAUGAUGAUAAUAAUUUAAAGUAUCAAUAACCUUAACAAAUUUAGAUAAGAUUUAAAAGAUGAAUUAGAAUUAGGAGUAAAUAGAUACUAUUAAUAUAAUCCAUUUGAAUAUUGUUAUAGAUGUAAGUAGACUGGACAUUAAGAAAGAUAAUGUACUGAAUAAUAAAAUAUAUAAUGCAAUUAUUGUUUAAGUUAAAAACAUGUAGGAGACGUAUGCUCUAAUGUAUCUUGUUUUAGAUGCAAUCAAAUAGGUCAUAGAAAAUAUGAUUGUAAGGUAAAACAUAUUUAUUAAUAAUAAGUUUUAACUAAAAUUCUAAAAAUGCAUAAAUUGUGGGAAAAAUAGUCAUAAUGAAUAAGAUUGUGGAAUUUUGGUUCAAUUAAUAAACAAUUAAAAAGAAUAGAUCUAAUGUCUAGUUUGUAGAAAUUAUGGACACAUUAAUUGCUAAAAUAUUAUUAUUUGA
Molecule: messenger RNA, 961 nt
Organism: Paramecium pentaurelia
Lineage: Eukaryota; Ciliophora; Oligohymenophorea; Peniculida; Parameciidae
Source: the annotation of a GenBank genome assembly